AUGAAAGGUGUACAACAGGAAUUUGAUGACAACUAAAGAGAAAAAAGUGAAUAAAUAAGUGUAAAGGAACGCGCCUGCUAGACAGUCGUAAAUACAACGUUGUUGUUUUAAGUACAUAAUCGCGCAACACUUGCAUAAGCAAACAUAUAUUGCCACGUCAAGGACUGCUGAACACAUUGAGAGAGAUGUCGUCUUAUGCUGUCUUACUUUUUAUUUUUACAACUGCUACAGUUUUGUCGUGUGUUGAUUCAUUAGUUUGGUCAAACUGGAAUACAUGGAGUGCAUGUGGUGUGUAUGAUUAUGCGCGUCAGACAAAAUAUAGAAAAUGUUUAAAUAAAGAAGGCAAAGAUUUGAACGAGACUCAAUGUACUGGGAUAUCAAAAAGAACACGUCAAUGUGAGAAAUGUUCGCAUUCGUUGCUCAAUGGAAACUUCCUUGAUUUUAAAAUCACAUCAUCACGAAAGAAGACAUUAGUUCAACAAAUGUUCUGCCUAACUAAAGAUGAAUAUGUUCAAAUUUCUUUUAAGAACUUUGUCCGUUUAACAGGGUUAUUUUUAAAACAGAACGGUAGUUUUGACAGCAAGUAUGAGUUGAAAUAUAGUUAUGAUGAAAAAAAAUGGUUUGAUUAUAUCAGCAAAGACAACGAAAUAUAUAUGAACAAUGUAAAGAAAAGCUUUUUGUCACCUAUUGUCACGCGAUCCAUUCGUGUUUACACCACUGCGCGUGCGUGCUUUAACAUAGACCUCUAUGGCUGUGGUUACAAUUGCGGUGGAUUAUUUAAGAAUGACGCUGUCAAGAUACAGUCACCUAAAGCUUCUGCAAGUGAAGAAGAGUUGCAAUGCCUCUGGAGGAUUGAGUCCAAGUUAGCGAUAAAGCAACAGUUUAAAUUUCCUUACUUUAAAAUCCACUGUAAAAAUAGUAUGUUGGAAUUUUAUGACGGAGCUCUACCGUUUACCCCCAAGAAUGACGUAAACUUGGUGGAGGCAUUUUGUGGCCAUUCAGGCGAGGUUUCUUCCCAGACCUACGAUGGAGGAGCUAUAUGGAUGUAUUACUAUAGUAACAGUACCGACAAUACUGUUGGUUUUCAACUUGAGGUGAACAGUAUUGCUGUAGAAAAAAAGAAUAAAACCUCCGGCUCAGUGGUGUUUCCACCAUCAGGACACUCCAAUGUCUUUCGAUAUAGUUGGAUUAUAACAGCUCCAAGAGAUAAUGACACUAUUAUUAUGACACUAAAAUACUUUCAAAGCAAUAACAGCUUAAUGAUUACUGGAAAUUGCUAUGGUGAUCACGUUAUAAUUCGCAAUGGUGAUGGAGACGACGCUAUAGUUGGAGAAUUUUGCAACGUAAAAACUAAAAACAAAGUAUUCACAUCAACGAAAGGUCUGAUGAAAAUUAAGUUCAAGUCUAAGUCUAGAAAUCCAAAGUGGAGGAUUGCUUUCUCCUAUCAAGUGAAAGGUUAUCCUUUGAAUAAGAUUAACAUAAACACAGCAACACCAACACAAAAGGGUACAAUGGACUUCUCGCAAAAACACGAGAUGAGUGGAAAAACGACCCCCUUGAAAAAUGAAACAAUAUUACAAGAAAGUCUUAGAAAACAAGUAGCAGACACGUCCAAUCAUCUACCUAUCAUCGUAUCAAGUGUUGUUGUUGUCAUAGCUAUAUUGUGUAUAAUAGCUCUAGUUUACUACUUCAGGAGGCGCAAAGAAUGCCAACGAAAACACCCUUAUGACUGCAGCAAUCGCCCCAUAUCACAUUUCGGGGAACAUGAUGCCACGCCUUUCAUUAAUUCAAACCUUCUCAUGUGGAAUGAUUCAAAAAAUAUCGAUAAAUAUAAAAAAUAUCGACCGGUUGUAGAAGUGAAGUUGAGCGAGAGCGAACCACAGCGUUGGAGUAUUAUUUCUCAGGAAAUGUCAAAGUCGGAAAGUAAAGUUUCCAUUCAAAGUUGUGGAAACGAAAAAUGCGCGACUUUGGUAGUAAGUGAUAACUUCACGGAAGAAUGCAUGACUCUCUUAAAUAAUAACUUAAUCUCAACCAUAAAAGAUUUUAAUGAAGAAAUUGAAACGGAAAUAGAUUACCCAUCAAAUAAUUCAAACGCAAGUCUUCCUGAGGCAGAUCGUCAAACACUGCCCAUCGCUAAAGAGGACAACGGAAAAAUUGGAACAGAAAGUGUUGAAAAAGAGUGCGAGGGAGCAGUUGAAAAUCAAUAACUGAAGUUAGAAGUGUUUUCUAAUUUCAGUGAGUAUUUCCAGAAACAAAAACAUUUUAUUGAAAAAAAACUUAAAGUCUAAAACAGUUAAAAUAACAUGGUACGUUAAUUAUUGAAACUUAUCAAGACUUCUAAAUACAAAAACUAUACAUAUUAUAUAUAACAGUGAGAAGUCUAAUGUACUACAUUAAAAAUAAUUGGUAUAUUUUUUUAACUACAUAACGUGAAACUAAUUAAUAUACAACACUAUAAUUAAUUACAUGGUUACUAAAGAUUA
This is a messenger RNA of Xenia sp. Carnegie-2017, 2483 nucleotides long. RefSeq lists its product as uncharacterized. NCBI's taxonomy places the organism in Eukaryota, Metazoa, Cnidaria, Anthozoa, Malacalcyonacea, Xeniidae. Bases 186 to 2207 code for a protein of 673 amino acids. The record is from RefSeq and is a predicted model, not a curated record. The transcript has a single exon.